Molecule: messenger RNA, 1788 nt
Organism: Suillus plorans
Lineage: Eukaryota; Fungi; Basidiomycota; Agaricomycetes; Boletales; Suillaceae
Exons: 3
Coding region: 1-1788 (595 amino acids)
Biological process (GO): proteolysis
Molecular function (GO): cysteine-type peptidase activity
Source: RefSeq, a predicted model, not a curated record
AUGCCUUUAGACUUGCAAGGAUUCACACUACUUCUGUGUUGGCUUGAAGUCUGCCAUUUGGGUGGGCAAUACUCAGCUCAAUUCUGGCUCAUUUAUAGCAAUCCAGCUUCAGAUGUGCCCACAAUCUCACACGAUGUUGAUAUUCCUAGCGUCAUUUCUGCAGAACAGAAGGAUCGCCUCCUCAAAUUACCUCCCCAUUACACAUAUUUCAUUCCUCUCUCGAGCCUCCCUGUCUCUGUUCUUGUCGACUCCACACCAACUCUUCCUGAUUUUGAUCCUGCACUCACUGAACUCGAUACCUGCAAGUUUUUCUCCUCCGUCGAAUGCAAUACCUCCAAUUUUGCUAGCAGCUUCUUCCAACACUCCAUCCCACCUCUCCAUUUGUCAUCUCGACUUCUGGACACAUUCGAACAGGCUGUACAUGACGGAGCAAAGUCCAUGUGCGACCCACAUUUUCCAGGCAAUUUGCCAUGCUGGGUCCUUACCUAUUGGUAUGAUGUAGGCCAUGCAGUUGCCUCAAAGCAAACAUGGUCUCUCGCACAUAAUUGGUUGGCACGCUGUGGCCUUGGUAGUCCUGAUAUCGAGCUUGCUGCUGCAAUUGAUAAAAUAUCUUGCGCAUUGCAGACUCUUGGAUGGGACACAGCAUUGCAAGGUCCUGGAGCAUUCCUUCAGACAUUGGAUCUUGCUGAAUUCCUUGACUCGACACCAAUGAAAGGCCACUUUGUUGAUGCCAUGGUCAAUGAGAUCUCACAUCGCAUUCAGUCUGACACUCAUCUCCACAAGACAACAGUUGUUGAAGAGUUGACGUUUGGGAAGACAUUGCGCUAUGAUGCAAAGCGAUGGUCUCAAUACAUGUUUGACAGGGGCUUCACGAGGAUCUGUGAACUCGGUGAUUUGUUAUGUGAUGGAAAGCUCACGUCUGUUAUUUUUCCCAUCAAUAUCAAUGACGUACACUGGACAGUUUUUUUGGUGGAUGCGAAAAACAGAGAAAUAUGUUACGGUGAUUCUUUGGGUUGGACAUGGCCGAGAGAGGAUGUUGAUUUAAUUCAAAAGUGGCUGCACGAGCAUGGCUUUACAUCAUUUUCGAAAGGCGCGGAACUUCCUCAUGGCCACCAAGAAGAUGCAUACUCGUGUGCAAUUGCCAUGAUAAAUAUCAUACGUCACCAGCUCUUUGACACCCCUCUGUUUACAGAUGAUAAAAAGGACCUGCUUCACAUGCAGGAGCUCAUAUUCCUCCUCCAUGGUCACUUUUCCGAGGACAAUGAGGACAAUGAUGUAUAUAUGUCAGACUACUCUCCUUCAUCACCCUGUUUGUCUCACACAACUUCCUACUCACGCUCUCCAUCCCCGACACCUUCUUUGCCCCCUCUGCAGUCUCAGGCCACAGCUCUCAAGUCUCUCAAGUCGCGUCCGAAAAUCACACUUAAUUAUCGUGUCUCACCUUCUGAGCCCAAGACGGGACUCCUCAAGCACUUCAGCAUCGUCUCGCAUGAGGAUUAUCUUGCUGAUAUCCAUCAGUGUGACCUCAAGCACAAAGACAAGCAACACAACAUCAAAUUUUCAAGAGCACUUAAGGAUGCUGAGCGUAAACACCAGAAGUGUAUAAAUGACAGGGACCGCCAGCGUGCACACCGAGCUCGUGCAAAAGAGUUGAAACGGUCAGCCUCUGAAAACGACACCCAAGUUCACUCCAAGUCAGAUCCUGAUACAUCUGCUCUCCAAUCAAGCCAGUCUCUUGCGGAGCUCUCACGCCCCCAUUGUUCGGUCAAGGAGGAGCUUCACUGUUAA